Messenger RNA from Fusarium redolens, 537 nucleotides. RefSeq lists its product as uncharacterized. The record is from RefSeq and is a predicted model, not a curated record. NCBI's taxonomy places the organism in Eukaryota, Fungi, Ascomycota, Sordariomycetes, Hypocreales, Nectriaceae. The transcript has a single exon. Bases 1 to 537 code for a protein of 178 amino acids.
AUGGGUGUACAGUUAACGAUUGUCGUCGCUGUAAUCUCUGUGUUGCUUCAGGUGAUGGGCAUCUACGCCCAACCCUUUCUCAAAUAUGCAAUCAUGGAUCCAAAGAUGCAUGUAUUAUUGAUGCUUGCCCGGUGUCCGUCCCCCAUGCUCUCUGAGCUGAUGAUGCUGGAUAACCCAGUUCCAGCUAUACCCUCUGACAUGGGACUGACCGCCCGUAUCUUAUACCACUUAUUCCACAAGCAAUGCUUCAUCCUCUAUCUGCAAACGCUAGCCAUUCGUCUCACGGUUAAUGGAAUCCUGGCAUUGCAGAAGAGGAGCUGGUCGCCAUUUGUCAAUACAAGCCGAUCAUUAGACAAGAUGACGCGAAUGCAAAUUGCAAAAGCUGUUGUUUACGACGAAGCUAUCCUCUGGGCCUUGUCUGCUUGUCGUACAGCUGAUCGCGCAUACGCAUAUAGUGCUGGGAGUGCUUGGAAAGACAGAGUUCAAGUUCAUCUUGAGGCAAGCAUGGAACAAGACAAUAAUAACAAGGCACGAUAG